UGCAACGGCGCGGGGCUCUGGGCCAAGCUCAGCAAGGAGCAGCUGGCGGCCUGCAAGGGCGGCUGUGAGCUGGAAGAAGGCUGGGUCCUGGUGCGCAAGCAUGGAGAGGACUGGGGCAGGCUCAUCCUCGUGGAGGCCACGGAUGAAAUGGAGAGGAGGCAGCAGCUCUUUGGAGUGGAUUAUAAUCCUGCAACGAGCUGGGAGCAAGCGGUGGACUUGACCUCCCUGCCCUUCGCAGCGAAGCCCAGACAGCUGGAGCCGGACGAGGAUGCAGUGCAGAAGUUUCGGUUUGUUCCCCCAACGUGGAGUUUCGAGUGCGACGAAGAUCUGGUCCGCUUCAUGUACGAUUACAUUGCAAAGGGGAACAGGAGGCUGGGCAGGAUCAACCAGUAUGUGGACAGCAUUGACGUCUCCUCCUACGUGAAGGACCAUGGUGUGCCGCAGCUGACGGACAACCAGCUGUUCACCUUCUGGGAGAGCGACGGGGCCCAGGGCGAGCACUGGGUGCGGCUCACCAUGAAGAAAGGCACCCUCAUCAAGAAGCUUCUGAUCAGCAUAGAUGCAAGUGAUACUAGCUACAAGCCCAAGAGGAUUGCGGUGUAUGGCGGUGUGAUGGGCAAGCUGAAGAAGUUGGCUGAUCACAACAUCAACGAGAACAGUUACGGGGACGUGUGUAUACUCAGGGAUAUGACGAUUCACCAGCCUGUCAUUGAGAUACGAAUCCUGGAGUGCGGAGAUAACGGGCUCAACGUUCGCCUCUGGGGCCUCAAGGUCCGGGCCACGUGGCACUGGGAUGUGAGGCUCAAUGCAGACAUGUUCCAGUCAGCCCACCUGGUGCGGUACCCCCGCCUGGAAGGGACGGACCCCGACCUGUUGUACCGGCGCGCCGUGCUCAUUCAGAGGUUUAUGAAGCUUCUGGACAGCGUCCUGCCUUACCUGUUCCCGGUCUGGGACCCCACCAUCAGCCUAUUCAAUGAACUCAAGCACAUCAAGCAGUUCCUGCUCCUGUCCAAGUGGCGCCAGGCUCUCAUCUCCCGCUGUCUGGAGGAGAUGGAGACCAGAAAACCCAGCAACAUGCCCGAGCUGUUCAUCAACCGGCACCUGGCACUGAAGCACCGCGAGAACCCUGGCCUGGACCCCAGCUGCAGGAACGCCGUGUUCACUCAGGUGUACAAGGGCCUCGAAUCUUUCGCCAAGGAGCAUAAGCCACUGGAUUACAGGUGGCCAUCGUCCUACGACCAGUGGUGGCAGUGCAAGUUUGUUGGCGAGGGCAUCUGCGACUGCGGCGGCGGGUUUCGGGACAGCCUGGCAGACAUGUCGGAGGAGCUGUGCCCCAGCUCGGCAGACAGCCCCGUGCCGCUGCCCUUCUUCGUCCGCACGUCCAACCAGGGUAGCAGCACCGGGGAAGCCAGGGACAUGUACGUCCCAAACCCCUCCUGCAAGGACUUUGCCAAGUACGAGUGGAUCGGCCAGAUCGUGGGGGCCGCUGUGCGGGGCAAGGAGUUCUUGGUCCUGGCUCUGCCGGGCUUCGUGUGGAAGCAGCUGAUAGGGGAGGAGGUCAGCUGGACCAAGGACUUCGUGGCCGUGGACGCCGUGCUGGUGAAGUUCCUGGAAGCGGUGGAAGGGAUGGACAGAGAGACCUUUGAGUCAGAGUUUGGGAACGAGCUGACCUACACCACGGUGCUCAGUGACCAGCGCACCGUGGAGCUCAUCCCUGACGGCAGCCGGAUUGCAGUGCGCUACGAGGACCGCAAGGAAUUCGUCCGCCUGGUGCGGACGGCUCGGCUGGAGGAAAGCACAGAGCAGAUCGCAGCCAUGCAGGCGGGGUUGCUCAGGGUGGUGCCACAGUCUGUUCUCGACUUCCUCACAUGGCAGCAGCUGGAGAAGAAAGUCUGUGGGGACCCUGAGGUCACCAUGGAGGCCCUGAAGAAUUUCGCUCAGUUUGAAGGUGUGGAGCCAUCAGACACCAGGGUCCAGUACUUCUGGGAAGCGCUUACCAACUUCACCAAUGAGGAUCGCAGCCGCUUCCUCAGGUUCGUGACUGGCAGGAGUCGCCUUCCCAUAUCGAUCCGCAUCUGCCCACACGAGCCAACGUCUGAUGUUGUGGAUGUGCUGCCUGAAGUCUCCACCUGCUCCAACGUUCUCUUCCUACCGCAGUAUACCUCGGCCGAGGUCUGUGAGGAGAAGCUGCGAUACGCAGCCUAUAACUGCGUGUCCAUCGACAGGGACAGGGACAUGUGGGUAGUGUGACGUCAUGGGCAUUGCACCUAGCACCUGCCCUCUGCUAACUGUUUAGUGGGAAGAGCUCCCCAUCCUCGAAGGAAAUUGUGUAUAAAAUAAUAAAUACGAUGUGUAACAGCCU
Messenger RNA from Gavialis gangeticus (Gharial), 2362 nucleotides. RefSeq names its product E3 ubiquitin-protein ligase HECTD3-like. The annotation marks the transcript as partial. The record is from RefSeq and is a predicted model, not a curated record. NCBI's taxonomy places the organism in Eukaryota, Metazoa, Chordata, Crocodylia, Gavialidae. Gene Ontology annotation, molecular function: ubiquitin-protein transferase activity. The transcript is spliced from 21 exons.